Messenger RNA from Parnassius apollo (apollo), 828 nucleotides. NCBI's taxonomy places the organism in Eukaryota, Metazoa, Arthropoda, Insecta, Lepidoptera, Papilionidae. The record is from the annotation of a GenBank genome assembly.
AUGACUGUCAUUCAACAAAAUCUGGAGACAUUGUUAGCGCUGAGUAAAAAACUGGCUUCAAAAAUGCAAAACUGUAAGCCAAGGAACAAGGUAGAGGAGGAUUAUGUUGUCACUGUUAUGAAAGGUAUUGGAAAUAUCAAACAUCUAGAGAACAAUAUCGUCGACAAACUUGUACACUGCGCGGCAGACGACAGUGUUAAAGCUAGAGUGCGAGUUGCGGCACUUGAAGCAUUCCAUGCAGACCCCUGCUCCGCUAAGAUUAAGAACACAGACUUGGAAUUGAUGAAGAAAAGGAAUUUGGACUCGGAAAUUCGCAUCAAAGCAUAUUUAGCUGUGAUAGCCUUUCCUUGUGGGAAGUCUACCAAUGAAAUAAAGAAACUCUUAGAUUCAGGGCCGGUUCAACAAGUUCGGCGUGUACUAAACGGACACGCCGAACUUAAUUUAUCUGUCACCGAAAAACGCGGAGAACCUGCUUCAAUAAUCACCUAUAAGGGAAAACUUAUCAACACCAAUUAUGAUAAGGACACUUUGGACUACGAAGGACAAAUUGAAUUGAUCCUCAGGAAUUGCAAACAACUUCUAAAUUCCUUCACUUUUAAAAAUGUUCCGUUAGGAGAUGAUAAAUUCCAAUUUGACGUCAAGAUUGAUGUCAAUGGCAAUCUCAUACCAAAACCGGCAACAUUAACAGCAAGUUCAACUUACAGUGAUAACGACUUAUUUGAUGAUAAGUACAGGCUCAAGGCUUACUACGGCGAUAAUCUGGGAAUCAUGUUUGUUGGUGACUGGAUAUUUAAGAUUGAAGAUGGGGUCAAAAAGGGAGUCUCCUAA